CGGGGAGAGGCCGGGUUUCCGAUUCCGGCCAGCCUCGCUCUGGUCCCUGCGGCUGGCUGCCGAGCCUUGUGCCUCCGCCAUAUUGUCUGUGUGAGGCCGGUGGGGAGGGAGCCCAGCGCGGCGGUCGCUUCAGCUUCAUUGGGGGGGCGCUCUUGCCCCUGAAGCUGUGGUUGGCCAGUCUCUUCACAGCUCUGUGGAUGGCAGGGGCUUAUGUCCUGAGGAAAGCUCCACCCCAGCUGAAAAUUGGUUCAAAAUACUUUUAUUGGAAUAGCAAGUUAUAUCACUAAUGCUCAAGCAUGUGAUUUUUUUUUUUUAAAGAGGACCAAUUGGUUGGAAAAACCAAAGGCCCAUCCAAGGCCUUCACCCUGUGUCCGGUUUUGAGCUCAGAGGCUACCAGAAAUCUAAACACCUAAUAUAACUCCACCUAGCAACCUGUCCGACAUGUCAGGACCCGUGCCAAGCAGGGCCAGAGUUUACACUGACGUAAACACGCACAGACCCCGAGAGUACUGGGACUAUGAGUCACAUGUUGUCGAAUGGGGAAAUCAAGAUGACUACCAGCUAGUUCGGAAAUUAGGCCGGGGCAAAUACAGCGAAGUGUUUGAAGCCAUCAACAUCACAAAUAAUGAAAAAGUAGUAGUUAAAAUCCUCAAGCCGGUAAAAAAGAAGAAAAUCAAGCGUGAAAUCAAGAUCUUAGAGAACUUGCGAGGUGGUCCCAAUAUAAUCACCCUUGCAGAUAUAGUAAAAGACCCUGUGUCCCGGACCCCUGCUUUGGUUUUUGAACAUGUAAACAACACAGACUUUAAGCAAUUGUACCAGACAUUAACAGACUAUGAUAUUAGGUUCUACAUGUAUGAGAUUUUGAAGGCUUUAGAUUACUGUCAUAGCAUGGGGAUCAUGCACAGAGAUGUCAAACCCCACAACGUCAUGAUUGACCAUGAGCACAGAAAGCUGAGGCUAAUAGACUGGGGUCUGGCUGAAUUCUAUCAUCCUGGCCAGGAGUACAAUGUCAGAGUGGCUUCCCGAUACUUCAAAGGACCUGAACUCCUUGUAGAUUAUCAGAUGUAUGAUUAUAGUCUGGAUAUGUGGAGCUUGGGUUGCAUGUUGGCCAGUAUGAUCUUCCGAAAGGAGCCAUUUUUCCAUGGCCACGACAAUUAUGAUCAGUUGGUGAGGAUAGCCAAGGUGCUGGGGACAGAAGAUCUAUAUGACUACAUAGACAAAUACAACAUUGAGCUGGAUCCACGCUUCAAUGACAUCUUGGGCAGGCACUCCCGUAAGCGAUGGGAGCGCUUUGUUCACAGUGAGAACCAACACUUGGUGAGCCCAGAAGCUCUGGAUUUCUUAGACAAAUUGCUGCGGUAUGAUCACCAGUCACGACUCACAGCAAGAGAAGCCAUGGAACACCCCUACUUCUAUCCCAUUGUGAAGGACCAGGCUCGGAUGGGUUCAUCCAGCAUGCCAGGUGGCAGCACUCCUGUCAGCAGCGCAAGUAUGAUGUCAGGGAUCUCUUCAGUGCCAACACCUUCGCCCCUUGGACCUCUAGCAGGCUCACCCGUGAUUUCUGCCACCAAUACUCUGGGGAUGCCGGUUCCAGCUGCUGCAGGCGCUCAGCAGUAGUGAUGGGUUUUGUCUCCGAAUGCCUGAGCUGAGUCAGGUGGGGAAGAGGUUCCCCCUCUACCUCUCCCCAGGUGGCAGUUUGCACCUGGCCGGGGAAGGGAGGGGAUGGAACGCUUUGGAGGCACCGUGUCUGAACAGUUGCUUGUGGAUUUAUAGUAGUUCAGUCAUUAUAUAAAAAAAUUAUUAUAGGCUGAUUUUUUUUUCUUUUUUUUUUACUUGAACUUUUCGUAACUCAGGGGAAUCCCUGAAAAUACUGCAGAUGGAAUAUUUCUCGGACAAUUUUUUUUCCCAGACUCCGCAUCACUUGAGAACAAAGAUGAACCAACUACAUUUCCAGGCUGUUGUAUCCUGCUGGAAAUCUCUUCUCUUCAUAGUCCCACCAUUACUCCUCCACCAGCUCACAACUUGGGGGGAUUGUCUUGUGCUUUUCUCUGGAGUCUACCAGACCAAGUCUUCACAAGGCAGUGGGAGGGGGAUUCUUAAAGUACCAGUCACUUUAACACCAUAUUCUGCAUAUGACUCAACUGGGGUACAUUGAGGAGACAACUUCAGUUUGUAGAGAUGGUAAAAACUUAUAAGAAAUAAGCGCAGAUAAGGCCUAAAACCCUAUUCUGUCCUGUAUGAAUCAUGUCUCUCUAGGAGCUAACCAGAGCGCUGACUCUCUCCCUUGCAUGUAAUUUUAGUCUUAAAGCAUAAAGUUACUGAUCCAGUUGACGCUCUUGCCAUCUGCUGUUGAAGGUGCUCCAGUAGGGUAAGCUGUACUCUAAUCAGUACCUUUUCCACAUAAGGUUCUUCCGGCCAAUCCCUUGGCUUGGAAUUCUGGAAUUAAUUUGUUACUGGGGAUAUUGGUUUUGUUUUUUUAAAUUGUUUAUACAGAUUUCAAAAUGGUGGCUACUUAAAGAGCUGGAAAAUCAGACUGCGCCAAGUCACGUAUUGAGUCCUCACCCACCACCCCCACCCUCAUGUGCCAUGUGGUGAGAAUACUGGUUACCUCACAGUCUUGUAAAUACGCACUGAGAGGAAGGAGCGAGUAGACUAAUUUAAACUGAAAUGGUAGACCUGUAAUUGUGGACAGAUAUUACUAUUGAUGACAAAGCACCCUUGUUACAGCCUUGCUACCCUUUGCUGUGUAUAUAUACUUUGUCCUUCAUAUGUGAAAGAUCCAGUGUUGGAAUUCUUUGGUGUAAAUAAACAUUUGGUUUUAUUUAUCAA
This is a messenger RNA of Chrysemys picta bellii (western painted turtle), 2829 nucleotides long. It is a transcript of the gene CSNK2A1, whose product is annotated as casein kinase 2 alpha 1. The record is from RefSeq and is a predicted model, not a curated record. Lineage: Eukaryota; Metazoa; Chordata; Testudines; Emydidae. Gene Ontology annotation, biological process: peptidyl-serine phosphorylation; regulation of cell cycle; peptidyl-threonine phosphorylation. Gene Ontology annotation, molecular function: protein serine/threonine kinase activity; ATP binding. Gene Ontology annotation, cellular component: protein kinase CK2 complex; cytosol; nucleus.